Molecule: messenger RNA, 581 nt
Organism: Pelmatolapia mariae (spotted tilapia)
Lineage: Eukaryota; Metazoa; Chordata; Actinopteri; Cichliformes; Cichlidae
Gene: slirp
Product: SRA stem-loop interacting RNA binding protein
Exons: 4
Coding region: 62-361 (99 amino acids)
Molecular function (GO): RNA binding
Source: RefSeq, a predicted model, not a curated record
UCGCUCUCAGGUCCCAGCUGGCCCUGAACGCACCAUCACGUCACAGGUCAGAGGAAGCAACAUGGCGGCGUCCAAGAAAGUGUUCGAGGUGUUCGUGUCCAAAGUGCCGUGGACUGUGGCCACCAAGGAGAUGAAGGACUACUUUGGGCAGUUUGGAGCCGUGAAGAAGUGCCUGCUGCCGUUUGAUAAAGAAACGGGCUUCCACAGAGGCUUCUGCUGGAUCGGCUUCUCCUCUGAGGAAGGACUCAACAACGCUCUGCAGAAGGACCCGCACGUGCUCGAGGGCGCCAAGCUGCAGGUUCAGAGGAACAGACGCCCGUUCGCAGGACAGAAGUCGGACAAAGACGCCGAGUACGACUGACGCUCCGAGGACGCGCCGCUUUUCUUCUCUGUGCUCCGGCUGCCUGCUCGGGCCGGCGUCACACUUCCUAUUUGAUCAUCGUCACUGAAUUGAUGACCGAGCCGUCAGUCCUCAUUUUGUUAUUUAUUGUCAGCCGCCGUGCUGGACUUCCUGUUGCAACGUGAAACCGUUCAUGCCGAGCUGUACAGAAAAAAGCCAAUAAAGACCAAACUAAACUCCA